AUGUCUAAUAGUAAAAUGUUUAAUGCUCUGAAAAUCCUAAAGCACCGUAAUGUUAACUUUUUUAACCGGAUCCAUGUUCGGUCAUUUGCGGCUGCGGCAACCAACAAUGUUCACACCAAGUGCAAGUUAGUCAAUGGUGUCUAUGUAAUAACUUUAGACUCGCCAAAUGUUAAGGUUAAUUCAUUAAAUGCCGCUGUUAUGGAUGAGGUAAAAGGAAUUAUCAAUGAAAUUGAAACAAACCCUUCUAUUGAGGCAGCCGUAUUAAUUUCUGGAAAGCCUGGAUGUUUUAUUGCUGGUGCUGAUAUUGGUAUGAUAGAAAGUUGUAAAACUAAGGAAGAAGUUGUCGCAUUAGCAAAGAAUGGCCAUGCCAUUUUCAAACAAAUGGAGUCAUCAAAAAAACCAUACAUUGCGGCUAUACAAGGCAGCUGUCUUGGUGGUGGAUUGGAGACAGCACUGGCAUGUCAUUACCGUAUUGCAGUGAAAGACAGCAAAACAGGUUUUGCAUUGCCUGAAGUUAUGUUGGGACUGCUACCUGGUGGUGGCGGUACUCAGAGGCUGCCAAAAUUAACUUCCGUACCCACGACUUUGGACCUAGCCUUAACAGGGAAAACAGUGAAAGCUGACAAAGCUAAGAAGUUAGGAAUUGUGGACUUAUUGGUCUCUCCACUUGGACCUGGUCUUGUUGAACCACAAGAAAACACAAUGAAAUAUUUAGAACAAGUGGCCAUUCAGGUAGCAAAAGACAUUGCAUCUGGCAAAAUAAAGACUGAGAGGAAGAAAGGUAUGAUGGACAAAGUAAUGGCUACAGCAAUGCAAUGGGAAUUUGUUAAGAAUAUGAUUUUCAACAAGGCAAAGGAGCAGGUCAUGAAAGCAUCCAACGGACUUUACCCGGCUCCAUUAAAAAUUCUAGAGGUAGUAAGAACUGGAGUGGACAAAGGACCAGUAGCGGGAUUUGAAGCUGAAGCUCAAGGAUUUGGUGAAUUGGCCAUGACUCCGCAAAGCAAAGGCUUAAUCGGUCUCUUCAGAGGACAGACUGAAUGCAAGAAGAAUAGAUUUGGCAAGCCUAAGACUAGUGUUAAAACCAUUGGAGUUCUUGGAGCUGGAUUGAUGGGCGCUGGCAUCGUUCAAGUGUCCAUAGACAAAGGCUACAACGUAGUUUUGAAAGAUGCCACUACUGCAGGCCUAUACAGAGGAAUGGGUCAAAUUCAGACCGGCCUAGCUAAUGCUGUUAAGCGUAAACGAAUUUCCGCCUUACAAAAAGACAAGUACAUGUCAAAUCUAUUACCAACAUUGGAUUAUGCGAAGUUCAAGACAGCGGACUGUGUGAUUGAAGCCGUGUUCGAAGAUAUUAAUAUCAAGCAUAAAGUAAUUAAGGAGAUUGAAGCGGUGGCUCCCAAGCACUGUAUAAUCGCUACUAACACCAGUGCAAUCCCGAUCACGAAGAUAGCCGCUGGUAGCAGUCGCCCGGAUAAAGUUAUUGGUAUGCAUUACUUCUCCCCGGUGGACCGUAUGCAAUUACUCGAAAUUAUCCGCCAUCCGGGCACAAGUGAUGAUACAGCGGCCGCCGCAGUCGAUAUAGGUCUGAAACAGGGCAAAGUGGUCAUUACUGUGGGAGAUGGACCAGGAUUCUAUACUACUCGGAUAUUGUCUACUAUGCUGAGUGAGGCUGUCAGGUUAUUGCAAGAGGGUGUAGACCCAAAGGAUCUAGACAAGAGAACUAAGGAGUUUGGAUUCCCCGUGGGUGCUGCUACACUCGCUGACGAAGUCGGUAUUGAUGUAGGCGCGCAUAUCGCCGCUGACUUGGCUAAGGCCUUUGGUGAUAGAAUCAGCGGAGGAGACCUAAACAUUAUGCAGGACUUCGUCAAAUCUGGAUUUAUGGGCAGAAAGUCCGGCAAAGGCUUCUACGUAUACGAGAAAGGUACCAAGAACAAGGAUGUAAAUAUGGAUGCAAUUCAAAUGCUUAAAGACAAGUACUCUUUGGAACCAAGAGGGGCUUCAACCCCGGAAGAUCAUCAGUUAAGAAUGGUUUCUAGAUUCGUCAACGAAGCGGUGCUCUCUCUAGAAGAGACAAUCCUACACAGUCCAUUAGAAGGUGAUAUUGGUGCUGUUUUCGGUCUUGGCUUCCCGCCGUUCACUGGUGGACCUUUCAGAUGGGUGGACCAAUUUGGAGCUGAUAAAUUAGUGAAGAAGAUGGAAGAAUACCAAGGCUUAUAUGGAGCUCCUUUUAAACCAGCGCAGACCCUCGUUGAUAUGGCCAAAGACAGUAGUAAGAAGUUCUACAAAAAUUAA
Pieris macdunnoughi is the source of this 2289-nucleotide messenger RNA. The record is from the annotation of a GenBank genome assembly. NCBI's taxonomy places the organism in Eukaryota, Metazoa, Arthropoda, Insecta, Lepidoptera, Pieridae.